Paracoccidioides lutzii Pb01 is the source of this 369-nucleotide messenger RNA. RefSeq lists its product as hypothetical. The coding region runs from base 1 to 369 and encodes 122 amino acids. The transcript is spliced from 3 exons. The record is from RefSeq and is a predicted model, not a curated record.
AUGACGGAGCGGAGAAGGGCUGCUGCAAUUGAUAACAUUGGCCCCUGGCAUUUUGUGGGACCGAAAUGUAUGCUCGCGUCGUGGGGUCAAACAGCUGCAGACGGACAGGCGUCGGAAUCUGUGUGGACGAAACUGGGUGAUCGGACCGAAAAGCCUGCUGCUCUUCAAAUGCCUUACGGGGAGAUUUUGGGGACGGUUGCGAUCAUGGUAUUGGAUACAUACAUAUACAUUUAUAUCAAUGCAAAAUUGCUGGCAGAGGAUUACUAUGCAAUGGAAAUCCCAUCUGGAGACCCUCAACCGCCGGGAAAUGCUAUCGGCUCCUUGGCAACUAUAUCAACCUACGUUAUCCAAGAAGACUUCUUGUCUUAA